Molecule: messenger RNA, 5345 nt
Organism: Anopheles stephensi (Asian malaria mosquito)
Lineage: Eukaryota; Metazoa; Arthropoda; Insecta; Diptera; Culicidae
Gene: Stim
Product: stromal interaction molecule homolog
Exons: 8
Coding region: 1431-3233 (600 amino acids)
Biological process (GO): intracellular calcium ion homeostasis; store-operated calcium entry; activation of store-operated calcium channel activity
Cellular component (GO): endoplasmic reticulum; plasma membrane
Molecular function (GO): calcium ion binding; calcium channel regulator activity; protein binding
Source: RefSeq, a predicted model, not a curated record
CAAAGUGAAAGUGGAAUCGAAAUGAGUGUGUGCGGAUCAUUUUGGUUUCGUCUGCGUGUUUCUUGGAGGUUUUGGUGGUUAAAAGAAUACGUAUGGGUUAACAGAGCACGCCUGAUGCUCUGCCCAUUGGGUGGCUGUGUGCAAUGUAAUACCGUGUAUUUUUAUCGUGGUCCCAAGAUUUCCUGAGAUUUUCAUUGCUGCCUCAUGCAGGCGGCCCACAUGAGCCACUCGCUAUCAUUAAAAACGAAUCGACUCGGAAAUAGGUGAAAACCCCUGUACUAGUGCUUAGUGUGCGCGCACCCGAUAGACCGCAAGGGCAAUGUUGUUCCGUGUAUAGAAAUAUUUUCGCCAAGCGAUUGGAUCGGCACGGUUGUGUCGGAUGACGCACACAGCAAAUACAGCAGCCCCGGAAGAAUAUACUCGAACUUGAUCGUCAGGGGAACUGGAAUCGUUGUUCGCCGUGGAAAAGGUGCUGUAGUGUGAAACGGUGGCAGUUCGAUGUGGGUAGUGAGGAGUAGAGGUGUUUUUCGGUACAAUUUAUGCUCUUCAGAAUCCAACUCUGUAAAACACAACCGAACCACCAUGCGUAUGUGUAAGUGCGCUUGUAUCCGAUGACAACGCAGCAGCUUCAAGCAAGUUUGCGGUACAAGCAGUUUUGCUGCAAUUUUCGCCAAUAGCCAGAAGUUAAAUGCCGUUUAGCAAUGUUAGCUGUUCUGUAAACAAUGCGUACGAUGCAUCCAUUUUAGAUCCUUACGCUUCCUGGAACAAUCACACAGUGUGUCUAUUGCUUCAGUUUUAUUUGCAUCUUCGUACAUGUGAAUGACUGCCAGUGGAUGUGUGCGCGUUUGUUGCGAGCACUGACAGUUUUUGACAGCAGCAAAAAUAUAACCGAAUAUGUAUUAAAAACGAAUCCACGAAUUGGUAAGCGAAGUGAUGGGGCGAGGGAACGAGAAGGCGAAAUAGGCAAAUUUGUUCGAUAGAAGAACUAGAAAAAAAAAAAACUAAAAUCUGAACCAGCUCGAGUGCUGCAAGUGUAGAUGAUCGCUGCUGAAAGGAGGGACACUUCGUCGUACAAGAACAAGUCGUCAUAUAACAAUAGUUGAAGCAAUAUAUUCACACAAACACACACGAACGUAGAAAGAACGCUCAUUAUAGCAGCAGCUGGAAGGUUGCGAGGUUGGUUUGGGGUGGUUGUAUGAUUGAACGGUCAUACAGUCUUCCCUCCCUUUCCAUCACGAACGGCGACCUUCACGUGUGUGCUCGGUGCGUAUUGCUGUAAGCCUAGAGCUGCACUUGCACUUGUUCGUUUUCAUCACGAUCGCCACAACCACCACCAUCACCACAACCACUACUACUUCGUGAUCGGUUCCUGUCCUCAUGGAUAGAAUCUCUAAUGCUACAUCAUAAUAGCUGCACAGCGACAUCUCGAGAUGCGAUACUUAGCAAGGAACUUCAACGUAUUCGCCUGCUGCUGUUCGCUUCUGCUCCUACAGCUUGGAGGGCUCGCUGACGCAGAGAUAGAUGGUGCUGAAACUCCGGCAAAGGCAGUUAACCAUCAGCAGUAUCAGCACCAGCCACAAUCAGCCUACUCACAAAUUUCGAACAAUAAACUCCAUCAACCGACUGUUUCUGCACCACAUCACCAUCAACCAGCACAGCAUCCAGAUGCACCACCGGUUCAUUAUCAUCAGCAGGUGCCACCACCGGCACCACCACCCUCACCACCACCGGUCCCUGAUCGUGCGCUGUCCCGUCAGCCACCGUCGUCGUUGGCGACGUCACCCCAAUCGUUGUCUACACAGCAAUCUUCUCGACCGCUCGAAACACGCAACUCCUACACUGUGCUGAGCCAAGCGAUGUCCCAAGCAGUGCACCACGAAUUCGGUACGUACGGCAGUGGCGCGAUGGUCGGUGGAGAUGCCUGCAUCAUCGACGACAUUGACUGCCUGGCGCAUCACGACCAGUUGGGCAUGGAGGCAAUACGUUCGCUGCAUCGCCAGCUUGAUGACGACGAUAACGGUGACAUAGAUCUUUCUGAAUCUGACGACUUUUUACGCGAAGAACUUAAGUACGACUCGGGCUACGAGAAGCGACACAAGGCAUUCCACUUCAACGACGACAUGCAUAUCUCGGUGAAGGAGCUCUGGGAGGCCUGGCUAUGUUCGGAAGUACACAAUUGGACAGUCGAUCAAACGACCGAAUGGCUGGCGCAAAGUGUUCAGCUGCCGCAGUACGUGCAUUUGUUUCGCUUGCACAAAGUUACCGGUAAAGUGCUUCCCCGGUUGGCAGUCAACAAUAUGCACUACGUGAGCAAUGUGCUCGGGAUCAAGGACCCAAUCCACAAGCAGAAGAUUGCCUUAAAAGCAAUGGAUGCCGUGUUGUUUGGACCACCACGUGAAACUGGUACAAGGUGGAAAGAUUUACUUCUAGUAACGCUUCUACUAACGGCAAUCAUAGGCAGCUGGUAUGCCUAUCACCAGAACAAGAGCGCCAAAAUACACAUUCGCCGCAUGGCGAAGGACGUCGAGGGCCUGUUGAAGGCGGAAGUAGCACUGAAAGAGAUGCAGAAGGAGUUGGAACAGGCCCGAAUUGAGCAGGAAAAUGUGGGCAAGGAAAAGAUGGACCUCGAAAGGCGGCUCCGCGAAGCGCCGACCCUUUCCUCGUCCAGUUCCGAGUUGGAAUUGCAACAACUAAAGCAAGAGAUCGAGGUGCUGCGGUCGGAGCUGAAUCGGGCCGAGGUUGAAAUUCACGACCACUGUUGGACGCCACCACAGGGUCUUCAGAGUUGGCUGCAGCUCACGUACGAGCUGGAAAACAAGCAUCACAUUCGUAAGCGCAUCAUGGCUGAAAAACAGCUCGAGCAGGCGCGCGAAGCGUGCGAAAAGUUGCGAAAGAAACGCUCGAGCCUGGUUGGUGCGUUUGUGUCGACGCAUGGCAAAAGCAUUGACGACGUGGAUCGAAGCAUUGUAGAGGCACGCAACGCGCUCAAUGAUGUAACCAACGACUUGCAGGAGCGAAUGCACCGAUGGAAGCAGAUCGAAACGAUGCUUGGUUUUAGCAUCGUGAACAAUAGUGGCAUCGCACACCUGGAAAAUUUGCUCUACAAUCGCAACGGUGUCGCCGGCAAAACCUAUCGAUCCCGAUUGUCGAGUAGCCAGGAUGAUCUAGACGAUGAUUCCGUGCAAGGUAAGCCGAUCAGCUUUGACAAUUUUUCUAUGUUCUCUUCGGAAUAACAACGCGCCCGGCUUCCCUUAAAAAUGUUACCAACGCAAAAACAACGCCGCGAGUGGUGCAUUUCGUUGUGUGUGUGUGACACGGAACCGUCCCUCCCCUACCGGCUGCUGCAACCCGGAUGUGUGUUUCGACGGUUCCGGAAGUUACUACCUUGUUUGUUCGUAUUUUGAAACGUUCUGUAACGCAUUUUACAUUAUGAUUUAUUGUUAUUACUUCGGUUCGUAUAUUACUGUUUUGUAUUAUUUUUUGCUUUCUUUCCCUUCCAAAUUGCUCUAUUUCUUUAUUUUUGUUUGCGAAAAUGGUUCUGUAAAAUCAAAUUAAUUUUUCGUUUACAUAGUUUCGCAUAGUUCUUUUUCUAUGCUAUACCGUACAAUGUGUCCGCUAUCCGUUUGUUAGAAUAUAAUGCUAACAUACGUUACAACAUGCCGUAAUACGUUGCUGUUUGUCAACAAGAACAGAAAAGCAAAACACUAUAUCAAUAAGAAUAGCUUCUUUUGAGUAUUUAUGUUCGCUAUAAGCAACUUGUAUGCGUUUGUCUUAAGUUAUACUGAUAGUGGAAAUGAAAAGCUUUUGUUUUGUUGUGGUUUGUUACUGUUAUAUUAAGCGUUAACGGAUUUUGAGGGAAACGCUUCGCAGCGUAAUAAAGACGCUCCGAUAUGACUUAUGAUGGGUAAAGAAAUAGCACUAGUGCAGCUGAAGAAAGGAUUCGAAGGAUCGAUCAAAGAAUGAAGUAACACAUAAUACAUUUUUAUCAUUAAUUAUGCUCCUCAUCUGUUCCUGCAUUCUUCUUUCUUAUAAUCGUUGUCUUUAUGUGCUAGUAGCACUUUGCAAGUGCUUGUCUCACAUGUUCCAGUGUGAUGAUAGAUGAGUUAUUGUUUUAUUCCUGCUUUUUCAGUUCGCUCUGUUGUUUCAGUUACGCCCCUGGUAACAAUAUUAUUAUCCUUUCUCGCUUUGGUAGGUUUACUUGUUACUUAGACAGAACGAGAAAGUAUUACGAUGUUGCUACCUGGAGCGUCUUUACUGAUUUAAAAGGUUUUAUUUUUAUUCUAUCUCGUCGUAACAUGUUUUUCUUUUUAUGUGCAGUAUUUUUAACCUUGAAUGAUAAUUUGUUUUUCAUAUUUUGCUUCGCUUAUUUUGUGAAAUUUGUGUGUUUUCCCUGACUUUACUCUUCGUAUUUCUUGUUUCGUAAAACUAAUUUCAUAGUUUUACUUCAAUCGUUUUCCGUCCAUGCCGAGGCUACUCAAUUAGCUAAUCUUUGUAUGUCCCAGCAUUUUUGACUUGGUUGCAACUUUUCUAUGCAACAAAUGAGCGUUUAGCGUUUUGUGCAUUUCUUUUCCUGUACUAUUGGAAUGCCUUUAUUCAUAACUCGUUUAAUAUUUGCGAAUGUUGUUCAUCAUCUGUCUGCAACAAGUUUAUAUUUAUUACUUAAAUACAGUUUAAAAGAAAGAGGAAGCUUCCUAUUUUAUGACAAGUAUAUUAAUUUAUCCAAACCAUAAUGGAGAUGAGUACUUCGAACAUAAUAUCUACAUAAUCGACCGAGCUGUCGUAAUUGUACUUUAUGUUAUGUGCGUGUAUGUGUAUGUAUGUGUAUGUUUCUCUAGCUCAAAAUGGCUUUGAGUUGUGUGUUCGAAGUACGGAUCUUCGUUUUCUUCCUUUUCAUUUAAAAUUCCCUUCGAGAAGCUGAAUAUAACUAUUUUUUAUGAAUUUAAAGUCGGUUUAUAUUCUCUUUUUUUAAUUUCCAUGAAGCACAAAAAACGGUAAAAUAAUGUUUAAACAUUUAAUCAAACUACUUAAGAAACGUGCUGAAAAAUGAUCAGAACCAUAUAACUAUCGCAAGUCAUUUACGAAUGGCGUCUGUGAGGAAAGACCAAGAAAAAGUAAAACAAGCCUUAAUGCGAGAAAGAUGAUACUGUUUCCUUUUAUGAUACGUCGCUUACGUUACAUGUUUGGUUUAUGUUCUGUAUUUAAUCUGUCGCUAUCGCUAGCAACCAUCUGUUAAUCUUGAGUUGUUUGUUGGUUAAAUUCGCAAUAGAAACCGUAAGCAAGUUAAACAAUAAAACAAACAGGCAAACCAACUCGGAAUGUUUGUUUAUUAUUCGUUUUCCUCUCAA